AUGGCCUCUAAAUUUCUACGAGAAUACAAACUGGUCGUGGUGGGAGGAGGCGGCGUGGGAAAGUCCUGUUUGACGAUCCAGCUGAUCCAAAGUCACUUUGUCGACGAAUAUGACCCAACGAUAGAAGACUCGUAUCGCAAGCAAUGUGUCAUCGACGAAGAGGUGGCGCUGCUUGACGUGCUGGAUACUGCGGGUCAAGAAGAAUAUUCGGCAAUGCGGGAACAAUACAUGCGAACAGGAGAAGGUUUCUUACUUGUCUACUCGAUCACAUCACGGCAGUCCUUUGAAGAAAUCAUGACCUUCCAACAACAAAUAUUGCGCGUCAAGGACAAAGACUACUUCCCGAUCAUUGUGGUUGGAAACAAGUGCGAUCUUGAUGCAGAGAGGCAGGUAUCAAAGCAAGAGGGCGAAUCGCUAGCGAGAUCGUUCGGCUGCAAAUUCAUCGAAACCUCGGCCAAAUCUAGGAUCAAUGUCGACAAUGCUUUCUAUGACCUUGUACGCGAAAUCAGACGAUAUAACAAAGAGAUGUCAUCUUACGGAUCAGGCGCCCCUGCGAUGGGUUCGCAUACCCCAGGUCAGAAGAUGGAGAUGGGUGACUAUAAUGAAAGUGCUGGGUGCUGCAGCAGAUGUGUGGUCAUGUAG
Endocarpon pusillum Z07020 is the source of this 642-nucleotide messenger RNA. RefSeq names its product Ras-like protein. The coding region runs from base 1 to 642 and encodes 213 amino acids. The record is from RefSeq and is a predicted model, not a curated record. Gene Ontology annotation, cellular component: plasma membrane. Gene Ontology annotation, molecular function: GTP binding; GTPase activity; GDP binding. Gene Ontology annotation, biological process: signal transduction. NCBI's taxonomy places the organism in Eukaryota, Fungi, Ascomycota, Eurotiomycetes, Verrucariales, Verrucariaceae. The transcript has 4 exons.